Molecule: messenger RNA, 1233 nt
Organism: Megachile rotundata (alfalfa leafcutting bee)
Lineage: Eukaryota; Metazoa; Arthropoda; Insecta; Hymenoptera; Megachilidae
Source: RefSeq, a predicted model, not a curated record
AUGGCACUGACAAGUAUGUCGUGGGGUAGGGUUUGGAUGUCCUGGAUUUUUCUUAUAAAGUGGGAUGAAUUUGUUAUGCAGCUGUGUGUGUUGCCGGUAAGGGGUUUGAGGACAGAUGUAAGGUACUUUGAAAGUUUGUAUGUAGGAGAACCAAUGGUGCUGACUACUUGUCAGUUUCGACGCGACGUGCAGUCUCUCUUCACUAAUGUCCCCAUUAAAAGAAGUAUUGAAAUCAUCCAGGACAAAGUCCCUGAAAACCUAGUUCCUCUAACCCAACACUGCCUCAACACCAAUUAUUUCGUCUUCCAGGGUACAUACUAUGAACAGGUGUCCGGAGCAGCAAUAGGAUCACCCAUCUCUCCCGUAGUUGCUGACAUCUACAUGGAGUAUGUGGAUGAUACCUUUGUAGUUUGGAGCCAUGGAAGAGAAAAACUUGGCGAAUUCCUCGAUUACAUAAAUUCCUUAGAUCCUAACAUACAGUUCACUAUGGAAAUAGAAAACCCGGACCGUUCACUACCUUUCCUCGACACCCUAAUUACUAGAAAAGCAGACGGAUCCCUUGGAUAUCAGCGAACAAGAGAACCGGAACUGGAACACAUCGGGUCUACGCUACAACAAAAUGGUUUCUCCAGACACAGAAGUAAUCGCACCAUAGACCGACUGCCCAACCAAACAACAAAACCGACACACAAACGGAGGACAGACACACACGACAAAGAACACGCAACUACCUUCCUACCAUACAUUCAAGGUACGACCGACCGCAUAGGCAGAAUCCUCAGGAAACAUAAAAAACAUAACAUCAAAAUUGUUUUCACAACACAUACCAAAAUAGGACAACUCUUCACCUCCCCCAAGGACCUGCAACCGCAACUGUCUACACCAGGGGUAUACAAAAUCCCAUGCUCAUGCGGCCAAGUAUACAUCGGCAAAACUGGGAGGAGCGUGAACACUAGACUCAAGGAACAUGACCGUUGCACCAGGUUGGGCUACAUUCAAUCAGCCGUGGUGGAACACCAGAUUACCACUGGGCACAAAAUCCUGUUUGAUAAAACAGAAGUUUUGGCAAAAACAUCAGCCUAUAUUCCUCGAAAGCAUAGGGAAGCAAUAGAAAUACGGAAACACCCGAACAACAUCAACCGGGAAACAGGAUAUCAUAUUAACCCAAUCUGGCAUACGCUCUUCCCAGUUUUUUUUAAAUUGUGCGCACAAUCAAAAAGUCCCACUUUCUGA